Molecule: messenger RNA, 570 nt
Organism: Sphenostylis stenocarpa
Lineage: Eukaryota; Viridiplantae; Streptophyta; Magnoliopsida; Fabales; Fabaceae
Source: the annotation of a GenBank genome assembly
AUGAAUAGGAGGCAGCAAAAGGCUUUCAGAUUGGUGAUAUGGAUUCUGGGACUCUUUCUCAUCGCUUACAUUGCAGGACGACCAUUGUAUUGGCAUCUUAAUGAGUCUCUCAAUGCCUCCUCUUCUUGUCCCCCUUGUCACUGUGAUUGCUCUCUUCAACCCCUUAUUGCUCUUCCGGAAGGAUUGACCAACAAUUCCAUUUUAGAUUGCAUGAGGCAUGACAAAGAGGUGACUGAAGAGGUGGGGAAGAGUUUUACAGACCUUUUAGCAGAAGAAGUAAGGGCAAAGGAAGCUGAAGCUGAGGAAAAGCAAAGAAAGGCAGACAUAAAACUUCUAGAGGCUAAGAAAUUAGCAUCACAGUUUCAAAAGGAGGCUGACAAGUGCAAUUCAGGGAUGGAGACUUGUGAGCAGGCAAGGGAAAGAGCCGAAGCAGCACUUGAAAAUCAGUUGAAAGAAACCGCUUUGUGGGAGCUCAGGGCUCGCCAAAGAGGAUGGAACAAAGAUGCUUCAAAGAAAGCUCGGGGACAAGACAUGAUUUCCAAGAAAGAUAAUGACAAUUCUGGUGGAUGA